UGCUCCGUCUUGCUGCCAUGUUGGAUGUACGCAUCGCCGCUGCAGCUGCUGGAGUUUCCGAAUGAAAGUUGAGCGUUUAUCUGUCUACAGACAGAUAACGUGUCCUUAAUUUUAUAGUUAACAUUAAACGGAGGAGUUCAGAUUCUUUCUUAAGCGGGACCAAGUCAGGGAAAACACUCCCCGUCCUCCUCCUCCGCCCUCCAGCCCGGAGUCGGACUCAGCGGAGAUGAUCCGGUUGCAGGCCACAGCAACCGGAGCCCGCAUGGAUUUUCUGUAAUCAGCAGAGUUUGCAGAGCCCGUCCGGGGAUAACCGCAUCGUUUCGGGGUUAACUAGAAGAAUUUGGAGCCAUGAACAGCCACCCGCCGCCCCGCAGGGUCGCUAACAUCGGCUCCCUCCUCCUGACCCCGCAGGAGAACGAGUGCCUGUUCGGCUACCUGGGCAGGAAAUGCGCCACUCUGUGUUCGGCGGUGGUCCAGGUGUACGGGGCCGAGCGGAGCGCCUGCUGGGCGAAGAGAUGCUGCGGAGUGGCCUGUCUGGUCAAAGACAACCCGCAGAGAUCCUACUUCAUCAGAGUGUUUGACAUCAAGGAAGGGAAAACCAUGUUCGAGCAGGAACUGUAUCACAACUUCUCCAUCAGCAGCUCCAGAUCCUACUUCAUCUCGUUUGCAGGAGACACCUGUCAGAUCGGUCUGAAUUUCGCUAGCGAAGAAGAAGCCAAAAGAUUCAGAGUUGCCAUCAACGAUCUGCUCAACCGACGGCAGCGCAAGACCGAGAAAAGAGGUGACCCUAAAAAUGGUCCAGCUCUGCCCAUGGCCACAGUGGACAUCAAGAACCCGGAGAUCAACAACGUGAGAUUCCACAACUCCCACAGCCACCAGCAGCCGUACCACCUCAACAACAUGCUGAGCCACAGCGGCCUGAACCGCAAGGACAAGAAGACCAAAGGCAAGAAGAAGAAGCUGACCAAGGCCGACAUCGGCACGCCCAGCAACUUCCAGCACAUCGGUCACGUGGGCUGGGAUCCAAACACAGGUUUUGAUCUCAACAACCUGGAUCCUGAACUGAAGAACCUGUUCGACAUGUGCGGCAUCUCGGAGGCGCAGCUGAAGGACAGAGAGACGUCCAAGGUCAUCUACGACUUCAUCGAAAAGAAAGGAGGGGUGGAGGCGGUGAAGAACGAGCUGAGGAGGCAGGCACCCCCUCCUCCUCCUUCCCGUGGCGGACCUCCUCCUCCUCCUCCCCCACCCCACCACGCCUCAGCUCCACCUCCUCCUCCCCCCCCAUCCAGAGGAGGCCGGGGAGCCCCUCCUCCCCCUCCUCCGUCCAGAGCACCCGCCUCAGCUCCUCCUCCUCCGCCUCCCUCCCGACCAGGAACUCUGGGUGCUCCGCCUCCCCCGCCGCCUCCCACCAGAGGAGGUCACCAGCCCCCUCCUCCUCCCCACCAUCACCACCAUCACCAGGCUCCACCUCCUCCUCCUCCUGCACACUGUUCCAUUGCCCCCCAAGCUCCACCCCCUCCGCCUCCCCCACUGGCCCAGCAGUCUCCAGUCGGCGGCGGCGGCUCUGCCCCUGCUCCACCUCCCCCACCUCCUCCUCCACCUCCCCCGCCCGGCCCUCCUCCCCCUCCAGAGCUGGACAGCGGAGGCGGAGACUCGCCUCAUUCGCCGAGCCCAGGCGGGAAGUCGGCGCUGCUGGAGCAGAUCAGGGGAGGGACCCAGCUGAAGAAGGUGGAGCAGAACAACCGAGCACCGGCCUCCAGCACCGGCCGAGACGCUCUGCUGGACCAGAUCCGACAGGGGAUCCAGCUCAAGACCGUGCCGGAUCACCCGGAGUCCGGCCCCCCGACGCCGGCCCCCACCGCGGGCAUCGUCGGCGCUCUCAUGGAAGUGAUGCAGAAGAGGAGCAAAGCCAUCCAUUCCUCAGACGAAGACGAGGAUGAUGACGAAGACGAGGACUUUGAGGACGACGACGAGUGGGACGACUAGCGACGACUCUCCUGUCCUCAACCCAGGUCCCCCACCCUCACCCCUCCUGCACCUAUCUCUGACACUAAAAUAUCUUCUAAAAAUCUUCCAGAAUCUGACUAAAAUUGAAAUGUAAAUGUUGUAUGAAUUUGCUGUAUAUUUAUUUUUCUUUAUUUUCUUUUUUUUUGUUUUUGCUCUUUGGUUUUUUUAUGAUUAUGAUCAUUAAUCUGUGCAAUACCUCAUCCGUUAAAUCUGCACCCUCGUCAUCAGAGACACCCCCCCACCCCCCCACCCCCCCACCCCCCUCCAGGACAUCCAGUCAUUAGAAAAGCACUUAAAUCUGUCAUCAGCACAAUGUGGAGACACAGCCGGCGACAUUUCAUUAAUUAAUAAUCAAUCAUCUAAAACACUAGCUGCUCCACCGAGAGGAGUCGGGAGUCCUCGUGAUCCUUGGGAAAUAUUUCAUGUGUUCAUUUCUUCAUGUUUCAUUCCUUUUUGUUUGAGAAACUUUUAAAGGGAGACGCAGGUGCGACCGAACAGGCAGGAUCCUCUUUGUGUUUUGACAGCGGUCGCUUUAAAUGCGAGAUAACACUAUUUUCUUACCGUGCUUCUUUUCAUACCUUUACCAGUUUUUCCUAAUAAAUUGUAGUUUAGUCGUGUUAUUUUUUCAUGAAGACAUUCGUUGACCAAAACAUGGCGGCCCGGUCGCCUCGCGUGGAUCUUCAACUUUUAUUUUUUACGUAACGAAAGCCGUUUAUUUGCACACAGUUUGUAUGAUAGUUCAGUUUUGGGUUUUUUGAGUGUGCGUUUGUCAGAAAUAAUUUUUAUUUUAUUUCAGGCAGGAUACAGUGACAAACACUUUUUCUUUUCUUUUUUUUUUCUUUUAAAGCUAAAGGUUUCGCAGCCUUUUAAAUGCGAUUUACAAACGUGACUGACGAUGUUUGAGUUCGCACAUUUCUUCGGCUCGAUACAAAAAAUAUGUCCACACACGUUAACUCACACACACUGUGGUGUUUUGUGGAAUGAUGGGAGUUUUUUUUUGUUCUGAUGUCUGGUUGGUUUUUGUUCCGUUACUUUCUGCAGGAGGAAGCAUCAACAGCUCUGGUCAGUAUUUCAAACAAAUAUCACACACUACACAAAGAAACAAAAUAAUAACAAUAAAUAAAAAAAAAAAAAAAAGAAAA
Messenger RNA from Seriola aureovittata, 3149 nucleotides. It is a transcript of the gene wasla, whose product is annotated as WASP like actin nucleation promoting factor a. Lineage: Eukaryota; Metazoa; Chordata; Actinopteri; Carangiformes; Carangidae. Gene Ontology annotation, biological process: regulation of Rho protein signal transduction; actin filament organization. The record is from RefSeq and is a predicted model, not a curated record. The transcript is spliced from 11 exons. Gene Ontology annotation, molecular function: actin binding; small GTPase binding. Bases 349 to 1986 code for a protein of 545 amino acids.